AUGGCAAACAAAUUUCUCGUCUCCUUCAAGGAGAUGUUUUCUUCCAAGGGCUCAAAGAUCACACAACAGCAGGACUAUCUUUAUGGGCUUCGCGGAGUACUGGCCAUUGAGAGCUUCCUCUGGCUGUUCCUCAAGACCUUUGUCCCAGCAGUGGUCACGAAUGAGGUGUCAGGUCCUGCACACCAAGUCAUCGUUCGCAAAGUAUUCUCGGUGCUCUUCUGGAAUGAGAGCUUGAUAUCUUCUUUCUUCAUCAUACUCUCAGCACGCUCUAUCUGCAUUGGUUUUCUGCANGAGCCGACCGCCAAAGCGUUCGCUCGCUCGUUGGUCACUCGCCCUCUACGCAUUGGCAUUCCUCUCGCUUUUGCUUUGGCCUUUUCGAUCUCGAUCUUCUCCUCCAUCAACACAGUCUACAUUGAUGUAGCUGCACAAGCUCUGAAGAACCCCAGUCUCGCGGCACCAGCCAUGCCAUCUACCGCUCUAGCGUCUUUCAACACAAUCUGGGAUGUCCUCUGGAUUGUUCGCGAUUUUGGAAAACAAAUGGCGAAUCAAGUCUUCCCUGGUGCAACGAUGUGGGCACCUUCGUUGAUAUACUCUCAAAGCUAUACAACAUACAUCGCGAUGGUCAUCCUUCCGUUCACACGGGCUUCCUGGCACGUCCAAGCAAUCGCGAUCUUUAGCAUCGGAUCGUUUUGGUUCAACUCGUGGGGCUGGUAUUCGGCAGCUGGUCUUUUCGUCGCCGAUGUAUCCCAGAACCAUGACCUAGACACACGUUUGGGCAGAGGUAUCAAGAUCAAUGAGAGCGUCAGCUUUCCCUAUUGGAUACUUGCCAUCUUGUCUGUCGUCGUAGGCGUCGUCCUCAAAUACAUUUGGGUAGCCGCACUUCCUCAGCAACUUCGAGCAGAACUCGUUCUGCAUCCUAGCCUUCAUCUCACUCAAGGCUUGACCACUCACAACUUCAACACGGAUCAAGCUUAUGCUCGAUUGGACGACUACCUGAUCGUGGUCGGUAUUUUGUUCCUCUUCGAGAUGUCGAGCCGGAUGAGAUCAAUCUUCUCGUCCAAAUUGUUAGUUCAAAUUGGGAAACGAUCACUCAGUAAGUCUCAGGACCGAUCUCUCGUCAUUUCUACCAUCCUGACCGGGUUUCAGGUNAUCUAUGUCGCUCAAUCUUUGAUGCUCUACGUUGUUAGUCUUCGGGUCUUCGUUGCUCUCCAUGUUGUCAAGCAUAUGUCUGUGGCCUCUGCAAAUACUGUGGCUUUCGUCUCUUAUCUCGGGUUGACGGUUGCAUUCGCAGAAGCGUUUUACUGGACUAUUGAAAGAUCAUCAAUUUGGUUUGCCAGACACUUCUUCGAGUGGAGCAGAACUUGA
Messenger RNA from Aureobasidium uvarum, 1365 nucleotides. The record is from the annotation of a GenBank genome assembly. NCBI's taxonomy places the organism in Eukaryota, Fungi, Ascomycota, Dothideomycetes, Dothideales, Saccotheciaceae.